Molecule: messenger RNA, 762 nt
Organism: Cucurbita maxima (winter squash)
Lineage: Eukaryota; Viridiplantae; Streptophyta; Magnoliopsida; Cucurbitales; Cucurbitaceae
Product: bZIP transcription factor 11-like
Exons: 1
Coding region: 14-616 (200 amino acids)
Biological process (GO): positive regulation of DNA-templated transcription
Cellular component (GO): nucleus
Molecular function (GO): DNA-binding transcription factor activity; transcription cis-regulatory region binding
Source: RefSeq, a predicted model, not a curated record
GUGUCCGAACAACAUGGGUCUCUACAAUAGUACGAUAUUGUUCCGCAGACGAGCUCUCGUGACUCUAUUUGUACUUGAAAAUGUAUUUCUUACUUAUAAAUUUAUUAGCGAACAACUUGUAACACCCUCCCUUUCCUCUUUAUAUACCCGUCUCCUCUUUCUUCCUUCCCUUCCCAUGUCUCUCUCAUUCUCUUUCCCAAAGUUCUAUUCUGAAGAAGAAGCCGUCCGGUUUCAUAGGCCCGUUUAUGAAUCUGGGUUAUCGCCGGCCGAAAGCCAGGAGGUUUGGUCUCGGUUUGAAGAUCCGGGCGAGUCGAUCUCAAGUUCCCAAGGCUCGUGCCAAGCCGUCUCUUCGAUCGACGGUGGGAGGAGAAGGAAUCGAAUGAUGUCAAACCGAGAACCAGCGACGCGGCCCAGGUUGCGAAAGAUGAGAUAUUUUGAGAGCCUGACGGUUGAAGCCGACCGGCUGAAAGUGAAGAAUGAAGAGCUGAAAAGGCAGUUGAAUUUGGUGUCGAAGCGUAGUUCCAUGGUGCGAAGACAAAAUGAGAGAUUGUGGUCGGAAUUUGUGGCGCUUCAAGCUCGGCUGUCAGAACUUUCCCAGACUUCUGUUUACCUAUAGGAUAAUAAAUCUAAAUGAGUUGAGCUAUGUUUAUACUAAAAUAAUAUAAUAUUACUUUUAUUUAUAGUCAACUAUGCCAAAUGAAACCGAUUGAACCAUGUGCUACAAUCACUCUUUUGGCAAUAAAACAGCGAUUGUUGUGUGAC